Messenger RNA from Eimeria maxima, 288 nucleotides. RefSeq lists its product as hypothetical. The transcript has 3 exons. The record is from RefSeq and is a predicted model, not a curated record. Gene Ontology annotation, biological process: protein polyubiquitination. Bases 1 to 288 code for a protein of 95 amino acids. NCBI's taxonomy places the organism in Eukaryota, Apicomplexa, Conoidasida, Eucoccidiorida, Eimeriidae. Gene Ontology annotation, cellular component: nucleus; ubiquitin ligase complex; cytoplasm. Gene Ontology annotation, molecular function: ubiquitin-ubiquitin ligase activity.
AUGGAAGAGGCAGAAAAGGAGAUCGACCUUGAUGACGUUCCGCCUGAGUUCUUGGAUCCAAUUAUGGCCGAUCUGAUGGUCGAUCCGGUUAUGCUGCCGUCUAGCAAAGUUGUCGUCGACAGACGCAACAUCGAACGUCACCUCAUGUCCGAGCCCUCCGACCCAUUCAACAGAGCCCCCUUGACGAGGGAUCAGUUGGUGCCGCAGCCAGAGCUGAAGAAAGCCAUAGAGGCCUUCACGGAGGCAAAGAGGAAAGCAGCGGCCUCAAGCAAGGCCUCUAGCAGCUAG